Molecule: messenger RNA, 429 nt
Organism: Caenorhabditis briggsae
Lineage: Eukaryota; Metazoa; Nematoda; Chromadorea; Rhabditida; Rhabditidae
Exons: 5
Coding region: 1-429 (142 amino acids)
Source: RefSeq, a predicted model, not a curated record
AUGCAGCUCGAAAUUUGGAUUCUACUUGUUUUUGGUUCGAUAGAUACCUAUGCUCUCAACUGCUAUCAAUGUAACGGUUGGCAUGGCGACUAUCCAUUACGAUAUUCGACGUCUGCUACUUGUGACAACCGAAACAAUCAGUGUCAGACCACUCAGUAUUGCGUCAAAAUAAUCGAUCCAAUGGCACCUGGUGUCAAUUACGUGACCUACAAGUCCGACUGCUUCUACCAAACCCAGAUUCAAGUCAACCCGACUAACUUGAGUUACAUUCAAGGCAAAACCUGCUUCCCAUAUCAGGAUGGAUCGGCGCCAGUUAAACGAUGGUACUACUGUUUUUGCAACGAUCGGGAUUACUGUAACUCAGCGAUUGCUUUUGGAUGGGUUCCCUCUAUUGUUUUACCAUUGGUCUAUACGUUUUUGAGCCGAUAA